Messenger RNA from Tigriopus californicus, 3490 nucleotides. RefSeq names its product GTPase-activating Rap/Ran-GAP domain-like protein 3. The transcript has 9 exons. Bases 368 to 3079 code for a protein of 903 amino acids. NCBI's taxonomy places the organism in Eukaryota, Metazoa, Arthropoda, Copepoda, Harpacticoida, Harpacticidae. The record is from RefSeq and is a predicted model, not a curated record. Gene Ontology annotation, cellular component: cytoplasm. Gene Ontology annotation, molecular function: GTPase activator activity. Gene Ontology annotation, biological process: activation of GTPase activity; regulation of small GTPase mediated signal transduction.
CAAAAACAAUAUUGACUUUCUUUCUCCUCUCGUUUUCGUCUUCGUGUUCUUCUUCUCUUCUUUUAACCCGAAUGAACUAAUCAGUGAGACUUCCUCGUGCUCCUUCAAACGAGAUGUGUUUCAUAAGAAAGUGUUUGGAUCUGUGGAGAAAUUGAACUUUCUCCCCGGAUCUUUGGAAGGCCAAGAUGGCAGUGGCAUCGACGGCCACCUCUUGUCCCCGGAUGGUGGAGGAAAUGGCAGUGCUGUGGGAGGAUACACUCAAGACGAUUCGGGUAGUGAUUCUGGAAGCCAACAUUUCAUUUCAACCGUGGGCACUCCACCUGGAAGUGACAACCUCCGGAAGGCAGCAUUGGCCAAACAACUCAUUAUGAAGAGUCGACGCUUCAGAGUGGAAAGCUGCGACGGAUCCUUGGAGCGUGAUGACUCACUGGAUGUUUCUUCCACGCCAGUUUUGGAGAACCCGGAUCAUCAAACCAAAUGGUAUUACAAAUACUUUCUGGGAAAGUUCCAUCAGAACUAUGUGGGCCAAGAUACGGAGAAGAACACCUACGUGCUGUCAGUCUUGAAGGAGAAGAGCUUCGGCAAAACCCUCUACCGAACAAUCCUGUGGAUGAAAGACGGGCCAAAACGAUUGUGUAUUAGUGGAGGGAAGGAUGAUGCACUCCCGGCCAAACAAAUCCUGGCUCAUUUUGGACAAGCGGACAAAAUUGAGAAGCUCCCCAGAGAGAUAAGCCACCCGGGUAUUCAAAAGGAUCUACUGAGCCUGGAAAAACAAGAAGGAGCCAUGAAUUUUAAGUUCGGCGUCAUUUAUGCCAAAGCCGGCCAAGUCCUAGACGAUGAGCUCUUCUCGAAUGUGGAAGGAAGUCCGGAUUUUGAUCGCUUCCUGGAUCUCUUGGGACAAAGGAUUCGUUUGAAAGGAUGGAUCAAGUACAAAGGCGGCCUCGACGUGAAUAAGGACCAGACAGGACAAUACUCGGUGUUCACCGAAUUUGAAGAGCACGAGAUCAUGUUCCAUGUAUCGACUUUGUUGCCUUACACCGAGGACGAUAAACAGCAGAUUGAACGGAAACGCCACAUUGGAAAUGACAUAGUGAAUGUGAUAUUCUUGGAUGGAACACCAGAGGAAAUGAUCCAAUUCAAGCCGGUGUUCAUCAAGUCCAAUUUCACUCACAUCUACGUGGUCGUGUGUUUCGAGAAAGAAUCUGAGAGCUAUUGUAUGUCGGUGUUUUCCGAGAAGUCGGUUCCUCUCUUUGGCCCAUCUCUGCCCAAUCCGGCCAUUUUCGCCCAACACCAAGACUUCAGGCGAUUCCUUCUGGUGAAGAUGAUCAAUGGAGAGAAAGCAACUUAUAACACGAACGUGUUCAGCUCGAAACGCGAGCGAACCUACGAGAUGCUCCUCCAAGAUAUGUACGACCAAUACAUUCUGGCCCCCAUGGACGACACCAAAGGCAGUAUGGGCGGAUAUUCUGGGACAGGUGAUACCACUGCUACUCAAAUGAUAGGAACAUCGGGAUUUCGAAAGAAGGAAAUCGAUACCAAGAUGGACAAGUUUGUGAAGGUUGGUCAGACUUUGAAGUUGGAAUCUGCUCUCAAAGGCGAGAUCUCCUCUUCCGUGGUAGCGCCUCGUCCAAGCAAAUCGCUGUGGGAACCCCUCUGUAUAUUUCCCAAUUUCGAACACGACGUCAUUUGUGGAGAUUCAUGGAUGAACUCGAACCUGCUUCUUGGAACUACAGAUGGAGUGUUUCUGAUUGUUCAUAACAGACCACCGGUUUUGCUAUUCGACCGCUCGCUGGGAACAGUGGCCCAAAUCAACGUGAUCGAGCCUUACGGCAUCCUUUUGUUUCGAACUGAGCGAGGCCAGCAACGCGGAGAUGAAGGCAGCACUCGAAUCUAUGUCUUCCGUUUGUCAGACUUGGAGAAAGAAUUUCUCCUCGAAGAUGACUUCCUCAAUAACGAGGACCUGAACUUACCCACGUGGACGCCCAAGUCCAAAAGCGAGUUGAAGGAGAACGGCAUCGAAUGCAGUAAAGGCUGCUCAGUCUACUCGGUCUCCCGUAAAGAGAGCUCGCGUUCCUCGGGUCUGAAAGUGGCCUUUGCAGUGGGCAAAAAGGUAAUGGUGAUGCGCUGGAUUCAUCAAGAAGAGUGGAUCUCCAUGAACAACGACACUGCCGAGGGUUUUGUUGUUGAAUCGGAAUUACAUGCCACUGAGGCACCUGUGAUAUCAUUGACCCUCCUCGAGCCAAGCCCUGGGGCUCAAGCCAACGCAAACGGAGGGGAACACGAGGAUAAUGGGGGCAUCCUGGUUGGAACUCGGCAUCAUUUCGAGGUCCUGCGUCCAAAUGGGGCAACACCGUCAAAGCUACUCGCCUUCGCCCACGGAUCCGAUGGUGCUGUCUCGGCAGUUGAGGUACACAACCAUAUCUAUCAACUAUCCAAUAAUGGAAAUAGGAUCCAAGAGGACGAGGAUCAAGAGUUAGAGGUUCUCUUGACUUACAACUGUUGUUCGCAUCUUCAAAAGAUCCCUAGUUUGUCGUCAUCUAGCCCACCCGGAGGGGGCAAAUCCUCAUCCACCAGCCAAAUCACAGUGGACUGGAGCUUCAUUCCCAGCCAUGUGGUGUUUGUAUUUCCAUAUAUUCUGGCUUUGACCACGGACACCAUCGAAUUUCGCUCUGCCGUCAACGGAGCUCUCUUACAGACUAUUCAUUUGCCUGACCUGGCACUGAUUUCUUUCAAGGACGACCUCUACUUUUCCUCCUCAAGACAACCAACUUCCGCGCACAAAAAUCAUAAACCUAUCUACAACAGCUCGUUGGGAAGGUCUCGACGAUUCAUUUACAAAAUUCCUUGGGUUCUCUUAAUGGGACAACAGCCUCAACUCCCCGGCGGUGGGACCGGUGUCUGUAUCGGAGGAACAGGGGGAGUAGGAGGUGGAGGCGGUGGAGUGGGAGGUGGCGCCGGAAGUUUCGCUCAAGGCAAAUCUGGAACAGCUCGUCUCCGAAACCGCACGUCCAGUUUUGGCAACCAGACCCGGGCCCACAAAGGGAAUUCUUCGCCAAAUGUGGCCAAGACGCCUCAAUGAAAAGAUAAAUGAUACCUUCCCACUCAUCUACCUAGCCUAUCUGUCGGAUUCCCGUUGGGACCACGUCAUCCUAGAAAAAGCUUUUGCCCGACGAGAAAGACGACACGAUAGUUCUUUUGUCAUGUCCUCGCAUUUUCCCCAGUUCUUCUCUUGCUUCCAUUCCGUCUCGGCAAUUUCAAGUACAGUACGUACGACAUAUCGUACAUACCGUGCGUGCGUAUAUAAAGCAUGGGUAGACACGUUAUGCAGACCUUUGAAUGACUUGGAACAUCGAGGAUGGACUUGCAACUUCUCGGUGUGAGAUCUGCUAUUAACUCUGUAGCCUUUGAUUUCUCAAUCCACACCAUUGUUAUUCCAUUCCAUGAAUUUUUAUCAAAAACGUAUUUCGAUAAAAUAAAUGAAUCCAGUCAA